Molecule: messenger RNA, 1044 nt
Organism: Frankliniella occidentalis (western flower thrips)
Lineage: Eukaryota; Metazoa; Arthropoda; Insecta; Thysanoptera; Thripidae
Exons: 1
Coding region: 1-1044 (347 amino acids)
Source: RefSeq, a predicted model, not a curated record
AUGUUACUUGUGCUCAGACAUUGCAUUCCUAAGUACUUUACUGUAGAACUUCUUAACCAUUUUAUUGAACUUUUUUAUUAUGGUGAUUGUGAUAGUAGCAAAAUUCCAUCAAUUUCUCUUGAUUUUGCUUCAAGAGAUAAACUGAAAAUGUCUGGUCCGGAAACUUUAAUGUUUGUACGAAUGUUUGGUCUUUUAGUCAGUGACAGAGUCCCUCAUGAUGAUCCGUUUUGGAUUUUUUUAAAUCUAAAACUAAGUCAACUUCUAGACAAGUGCCUCUCUAAAUCAAUAUCCCCUCGUAUGUCAGUGUCACUCAGAAUCCUUGUUGAAGAAUUCAAUGAAAUAUAUGUCUGUGUCCCAAAUGAUACUCUAAAGCCUAAAUUUCAUUUUCAAGUUCAUUAUUCAACAAUUAUUGAUGAGAGUGGGCCUGUUGCUCUCACUAGUACUAAGCGCUUUGAAAGUAAACACCGCUCCCUUCUCAUGCGUGCUCAUGAUACACAAUCACGUAUGCAGAUAUGUGUAACUGUUGCUAUCCAUCAUCAACUUCAAAUGUGUUUCCGUUGUAAGUCCAGAUCUAGAAUUAUUCCUAAACCUGAGUUUGGUCCUCUUCAUGAAGUUUCAUGGGCCAAUUUUAGUAAUCCUGAGUGUCUUAAGAGUGUAUUGGCUACACCCAUGUCAUCAUGUAUGUCUGCUAAUUGGGUAAAACUAAAAGGCACAAAGUACAAACUUCGAAUGGUUCUCACGCUUCAAAUUGAUAAUUCAGAAAAUCCUGUAUUUGGCCAUAUCGAGGCAAUAAUCCUUGAAAGUAAUAAUUCAUUUGUUCUAGUAUUUUCUCAUCUUAUGAACUUAGGGUUUGAUUCCCAUGUUCAUGGAUAUGAAGUGGAAUCGUCUGAUUCUUGGUCAAAAGUUUAUGUAAUGAAUUUAUUUGACCCUCUUCCACAUAAUAUUAAUUUAUCCGCCUCCGAAAGUAAAAAGUUUGUUGUUCUACAUUGUGAGUUGUCAGCUCAUAAUCUCAAUUUUAAACUGAUUUCUGUAUCUGUGAUUUAA